AUGUACAAGCGAGUGAUGCUUGCGAGAAUCCUGGUCCUGCCUGCAAGGGACGCGCACGUCGUGCAUUGGGCCGUCGUUGCAUGCAAGUCAUCCAUUUUCCUCGGCCAUUUUCGCUGUCUUGUGGUGCCCCGGGCUCGUAAAAAGCCCAGAGCAGAAGGGAUAUCAAGUGCAGAAGCAAAGCCAGUUCCGGGGCCGUGA
Trichoderma harzianum CBS 226.95 is the source of this 198-nucleotide messenger RNA. RefSeq lists its product as hypothetical. Bases 1 to 198 code for a protein of 65 amino acids. The record is from RefSeq and is a predicted model, not a curated record. Lineage: Eukaryota; Fungi; Ascomycota; Sordariomycetes; Hypocreales; Hypocreaceae. The transcript has a single exon.